Messenger RNA from Aspergillus saccharolyticus JOP 1030-1, 1570 nucleotides. Its product is annotated as lipase family protein. The record is from RefSeq and is a predicted model, not a curated record. Bases 149 to 1390 code for a protein of 413 amino acids. The transcript is spliced from 2 exons. NCBI's taxonomy places the organism in Eukaryota, Fungi, Ascomycota, Eurotiomycetes, Eurotiales, Aspergillaceae. Gene Ontology annotation, biological process: lipid metabolic process.
CUUCGACGUCACGCUUCGUCAGGCUACCGCUCAUCACGAGCCACCAUACCAAAGACUUGGGCCACGGCGGUCUCCCAUGCUGCUUGCUGCAUCAUGAAUAAUGAAUGACAAUGACCUUGAAAUCUGAGACAGGACCUUCAUCAUUGCUAUGACUCCAACUCGUCAAAAGUUGUCAUAUCUUCUUUUCUUUCUGGCCUCUAUAUCACUUGUCUUGUUGAUCCACACAGUCUCCCUUGUUCGGAUUGGUGAAAUCUCACUAGAUGCAGCUCAGCAGGCGAUUCCCUAUUCGCUUUUUCGCGAGUUGGACCAGCUCGCACGGGUGGUUGACGUCUCAUACUGUGUUGGAAAUACCGGACUUCGAAGACCCUUCGAGUGUCUCAGUCAUUGCGCCGACCUAAAGGGGUUUGAAUUAAUUUCAGUAUGGAACACAGGACCUUUUCUUUCGGACUCCUGCGGUUAUAUUGCCCUUUCCCAUCCUCCAUCACCAAAGCGGAUCAUCGUUGCUUUUCGAGGCACCUACUCAAUCGCGAACACUAUAAUCGAUCUCUCCGCUUAUCCACAGAGCUACGUCCCAUACGACCCGGGCAACAGCACAGGAGAUGACACAGGGAUGUUACAUUGCGAUAACUGCACGGUUCAUGCCGGGUUCAUGACAUCCUGGCAUAACACACGCGCCAUCGUCCUCAAUCAUGUUUCCACCGCAAGACUGCAAUUUCCUGACUAUGAUCUGGUUCUAGUGGGUCACUCUCUGGGUGGAGCUGUUGCUGCCCUAGCUGGGGUAGAGAUGCAGCUACGUGGCUGGAAACCGACCGUGACGACGUUCGGAGAACCCAAGGUUGGAAAUCAGGGGUUUGCCGAAUAUCUUGCCAAACUGUUCGAAUUACCAAGCGAAGCAACGGCUAUACCAAUCGAGCGCUACAGAUUUCACCGGGUCACCCAUAUCAACGAUCCUGUUCCGCUCUUGCCGCUCGCAGAAUGGGGCUAUGAGAUGCACGCAGGUGAGAUCUUUAUUGCGAAAGCGGAGCUUCCACCAUCGGUCUCUGAUGUCAAACUCUGCGAGGGUAAUGCAGACCAACGUUGUAUAUCUGGUGGGAAUGGUAAUUUGAAGAUUGCACUUGACAAAACGGCCUCCCUGUCUAUACACUCACAAAGUGUCAUGGCGCCUACCGUUUCGAAGAAAGAGCAGGUGCUGGCGCGCAUAUCUCCCUUCAAGAAACCAUGCCUGGUAUCGCAAGAUAAUGAACAACUUUUAGAUGGAACAUGGUCAAAAUUCCACUGGCAUUUGAUUCCAUCGCGUUUGCGGUUAUGGGAGUUAUUCUUCUCUCAUCGAGACUACUUCUGGCGGCUGGGGCUUUGUAUACCCGGUGGGGACCCGAGUGGAAAGGGUUAGUGACUGAUCAAUAACAUCCGAUUCAGGAAUCAGUCCCUAUGACUCUAUUGAGUAUGAUGUUUCCUCGCGGGACAAUCCUAGUGAGGUCGUUUGAAAACCGUCUAUAUCUGGCGACCUUCUUACCAUGUUCUGAAAAUGAGUUCUUGGUAGCUAUAGCAGGCUAAUAUUCAACAUAAAUCU